Molecule: messenger RNA, 546 nt
Organism: Porites lobata
Lineage: Eukaryota; Metazoa; Cnidaria; Anthozoa; Scleractinia; Poritidae
Source: the annotation of a GenBank genome assembly
AUGGCUCCGAGGCCUGGGUCACAUACUGCAGUCAUGUCUGACUCCUUGAACCUUUCCACCAGCACUGCCUUUGCACUAUCCUUAACAUCCACUAGUGUGAAUUCAUCACAAAUGUCGAGGUCCUUGAACAAGCUGAAUUCCCCAGCAAUGAAGCCAUGCUACUGAAGUACAAGCUUUGAUGGGCUGGUCACGUAUCCAGAAUGGAGGACCACCGCCUCCCUAAGGUGGUCUUCUAUGGUGAACUCUCCACUGGCCAUCGUGACAGGGGCACCUAAGAAAUGCUACAAAGACUGCCUCAAGAAGUCUCUCAGUGUGUGUCACAUAGACUGCCAGCAAUGGUCUGACAUCGCCGCUGACAGAGACGCCUGGCGCCACACAGUCCACAAGGCUGCUUCACAGUUUGAAGAGAACCAGAGAGACUCCCUCAAAGACAAACGACAGAAGAGGAAAGCUCAAGCUGCUUCAACCACUGAAAACACAGACCUGACCUAUAUGUGCCAACACUGCAUGAGGACCUGCCCGUCUCGCAUCAGCCUCCUCAGCCAC